GCGUUGAUGCCCUGGGCAUAAGCAGAGAAGAUCUAGCGAUAGGCAUUGGCUUCCUCCACCUUUUUUUUUUUUUUCACUUGAAGAAAACUUACAUCAACCGACCCAUCAUGUCUUUUUUAUUUUACCACAAUCAGUUUGCUCACUUACGGAUCCUACUUCAAGAGAUACUCUCCGCCACCAACAACUUUUCUAGUGAAAAUAUCUGCAGACAAGAUGGAUUUGGACGGGCUUACAAAGGACAACUCUUGCGGUCAGGUGAAUUGAUUGACAUCCUUGCACUGAGGUUAGAUCGGGAAUCCGAUCAAGGACGUAUAGAGUUUAUGACCGAGGUUUCGAUGCUUUCUACACUCAACCAUGAAAAUCUGGUAUCUGUCAUUGGGUUUUGUGAUGAUGACAAUGAGCAGAUCAUCAUAUACAGACACAAGAGCCAUGGAAGUCUCGAUGAAUAUCUAAGUGAGCCUAGGAAUCUCACAUGGAUGCAAAGAUUGGAGAUAUGUGUUGGAGUUGCGCGUGCAUUGAGUUACAUCCAUUAUGAUAAGGGACACGAUUUUAGCGUCAUACAUGGUAAUAUCAAGAGCUCCAAGAUUUUACUGGAGGAUAACUGGAAACCCAAAUUAUUUGGUUUUCAACUUUCCAUGAAAAAUACAGCAACUCGAAGACAUAGACUUCUUCUUGACGAUCUUAAAGGGACGGUAGGGUAUAUAGACCCAAGAUAUGAAAAGACUGGAGGCGUAACUUAUAAGUCAGAUGUGUACUCGUUUGGGGUUGUAUUGUUUGAAGUUCUGUGUGGGAGGACAGCAUUCAAUAUUCCUGCUGAAAGGUGUUCAGCACAUUCAAAAGAGGAAUCAGUUGCUGAUGAGAUCUUGGAGCAUGAUCAAGCCGUCAAGCAACAAUACAAUAAUAGAAUGCCGGAGGAGGAUGAGAUCAUGGAACAACCACCUGGUCCUGUACUAGAUCCCCUAGACAUGUGUACGUUUAUCAAUAGAAGUUAUAAGCACCUGCAUAUGCCAGAAGGGGAAUUAUUAGCUCCAUUGGCCAUACUCCAUUAUGAAGAGAGAAAACUAGACUCUAUGAUCCAUCCGGAUCUAUGGAAACAAACGGACCCACAAUCAUUCAACAUCUUCUCAGAAACAGCAUAUUACUGCUUGAAGGAGCAACGAUCAGAACGUCCGGAAAUAGAUCAAAUUGUCAUAAGGCUUGAGAAAGCACUGAAUCUUCAACAGAGACAUGAAAAUCGUUUGACAUUAAAUGAACGUUCAGAUGUUGCCACUGAAGUUGAAGGUCCAUCAACCAAUCAUUUGGAGUGGGAGACCCUGGAACACUUGAAGAUUGGAUUUCAUGAUAUAGAGUUGGCCACUGAGAAUUUUUCUCAAACACACUGCAUUGGAUCAGGUGCAUAUGGUAAGGUGUAUAAAGCAGAACUCAAACAUGUUGAUGGCCAAAAUUCCUCGAAAAUAGAAGGGAAGAAUGUAUGUGAUCUCCCCAAGAUACACAGCACCGUAGCUAUAAAAUGCAUCUUCAAAAGAGAAGACGCACAAGAUGAAAAAGGAUUCUGCGCAGAAAUUAAAAUACUUACCAGUUGCAAGCAUCCCAACAUAGUCUCUCUUCUUGGUUUUUGUGAUGAAAAAUCACAGAUGAUUCUUGUGUACGAGUAUGUGUCCAGGGGAAGCCUUGAUGAUUAUUUGAGGGGAAUUCAUAACAUGAUUAAUCUUAAAUGGAUACAGCGUCUGCAAAUGUGUCUUGAUAUUGCAGAGGGACUAAAUUACCUUCACAACCAACAGAGUAUAAUACACCGCGACAUAAAGAGUGACAACAUUCUGUUGGACGAUAAUUGGGUGGCAAAGAUUGCUGACUUUGGGCUCUCCAAAUUGGGUCCCAUAUCUGAACAGGUCAGUUAUCUGGAGACAAAUGUUGCAGGUACAAAUGUGUACUUGGAUCCAGAAUAUGAGAAGACGCAUAGGCUGAAAAAAGCAUCAGAUAUAUAUUCUUUUGGAGUAGUUUUAUUUGAGAUCAUGUCUGGAACUUUGGCCUAUGAUACAAAGUACAUGAAGGAAAAUGACAAGGGGCUUGCAUCAUUUGUCAGACAACACUUCCAAAAGGGAACACUGAAGGAUAUUUUAGAUCCAAAGCUAAAGGAAGAAUUUGAUGAAAACAUUAAUUUCACUCUUAGCAAAGGGCCCAAUAAAGAUUCGUUGGACACAUUUUUAGAUAUCGCAUAUCAAUGUUUGGCAGAAACUCAAGCUCAACGUCCAAAAAUUGCAACUGUCAUCAAGGAACUCAAGAAAGCAUUAUACUUUCAAGAAAACCACACGGACAAUCUCAAGAUUUCACUUGAAGACAUAAAAUUGGCCACGGACCACUUCAGUAUACACAAUUUUGUUGCAAAAGGAGGGUUUGGGGCAGUAUACAAGGGAGAAGUUACAAACGCGAAUGGAGGUCACACCACUGUUGCUGUAAAGCGAUUGGAUAAAGAUAGUAGUCAAGGAAAAACUGAAUUUUUGACUGAACUUGAAAUUCUUUUGGAAUAUAAACAUGAGAAUAUCAUUGGCUUAGUAGGCUAUUGCAACGAAAUGGGUGAAAGCAUCAUUAUUUAUGAGUACGCGUCAAGAGGAAGUCUUAAUAAAUACGUGAGGGACGAUGGCCUUACCUGGAUGAAACGGCUUCAGAUAUGCAUUGAUAUUGUGACCGGUUUGGAUUUUCUUCAUGAGGAUGCGGUUAUACAUAGAGACAUCAAAAGCUCUAACAUUCUACUAAAUGAUGAAUGGAAAGCAAAAAUUGCUGAUUUUGGGAUUUCCUUGAUAACUCCAAUAACUAAGGAUAUGGACUUUAUCAUUGAGGCUGCAGCGGGCACAUUCGGCUAUUUGGACCCGGUAUACUAUCAUACUGGAACCUUAGCAAGAGAAUCUGAUGUGUAUUCACUAGGCGUGGUUUUAUUUGAGAUGUUGUGCGGAAGAUUGGCUUUUCAGAAAGAUAGCGGGUUUCUAGGUGUAUUGGCUGAACGAAAAUGCAAGGAGGGAAAACUUGAUGAGAUCGUGUUUAAAGGUAUAAAGGACCAAAUUGCGCCAAAAUCGUUCACUACAUUUCAAAGCAUAGCCUUUCAAUGCUUACAACCCAAGAGAGAAGAGAGACCAACAACAGGUGAGGUGCUACGACGAAUUAAGCAAGCACUGGAAUUUCAAGAGGACUAUGAAAUAUGGGAACCCAAAUUGCCUAAUGAUUAUAAAAAAAUAAUCCCCGAGAUGUACAAUAUUACUAAAAGGGAAAAGGACCUGUAUGACUUGCUCUCCAAAGGCGUCCUCCUUCAAGAAGACCAAGUGUUGUUUUCUCUAGGCCGUAAUGGAGAAAAAAAUGAAAUGAUAUCAGCAAAAAGGCUCUCGUACAUAAAACAUUGUCCACAUAUAUGGCGAUCAGUCCUUGAAUCCAGGUUUCAGGUUGUAGCGGAGGUGUUAGAUAUUUUGAAUCUAAAGAUUAAAAUCAAGACAAGAGCUAAACUUUUAUCUCAAGACGUCGUUUAUGGGGUUUAUUUAGUCUUUAAAUUUUCUAAUCCAAAAGCAGUUUUAGGUAAACCUCUGUAUGUGAACCUAAAGUACAAAAUUGGGAGAAAAUCCUCACAUGCAUAUUUUGCAACAUGGAGAGACAACGACUGGAUGAUGAUCGAGUUGUGCCGAUUUUUUAAUAACAAGACAGAUACCGUUCAUAAGUUUUUACUUGAGAGCUUUUCACGAUACUACUGUGGAGAUAAUACCAUAUUUGUUGAAGGCGUUGAGUUUCGAGCCAUUGACAAUGUGAAACAUGAAGACAUCCAAGAAUUAAAUGAAGUCCAACAAAUCUUGAAAUCAGACUCAAAUAUGGAUGUAUUACAAUUGCCAACAAAACAUGAAGAAAUGGUUAUGAGACCCAAAAACAUUGAUAAUGAUGAACAGUUGUUUUGGUUGCGUGAAGUGAAUGGAAAGAAACAUCUUACGCUUUCUGCAAAGGCAGCUCUCUAUGACUAUUCUGAUGUAAAACUUUUUAAAACAAAACCAUCAGCUCAAUCCAGAUUUCAGGAGGUGAUCGAGCUUCUACUACAGCAAAUAUUUCGUAUCAAUUGCAAGAUUACAAGUCAGAUGUUAUCACCAGAUACAGAGUACGCUUGUUACCUGGUGUUCAAGCUUUCUGAUAAAUGUCGUGGGUUGCAUUGUCCGGUGAAAGUACGAGAUCUACUCCACAGGAACAACAAAGAGAUGGAUGGAUGGAGGUUAAGAUCUGGAAAUUCAACUUCACUCAAGAAAUUAAAAAUCAUCGUCCACGUGUGA
This is a messenger RNA of Lactuca saligna, 4295 nucleotides long. The record is from the annotation of a GenBank genome assembly. NCBI's taxonomy places the organism in Eukaryota, Viridiplantae, Streptophyta, Magnoliopsida, Asterales, Asteraceae.